This is a messenger RNA of Parastagonospora nodorum SN15, 405 nucleotides long. RefSeq lists its product as hypothetical. The record is from RefSeq and is a predicted model, not a curated record. Bases 1 to 405 code for a protein of 134 amino acids. The transcript is spliced from 2 exons. Lineage: Eukaryota; Fungi; Ascomycota; Dothideomycetes; Pleosporales; Phaeosphaeriaceae.
AUGAAGCUGCUUGGACCCAGAAACAUUGCUGUAGGAGCUCACGACGAGCUCGGUGAGGGGAGCGCCGAUGUCCGCAACAGCGGGUCCAACCACCGUCGCCGAAUUCUGCCAGCUGCCAGCUGCCAUCUGCCAUCUGCCUUCUGCCAUUGGCGACAGCGCAACGAUGCACGCACAUGGGAGAAUGAAUUCCCCUCGGCAGCAUCUGGCAUGUCACAGCUACAGCAAUGCGACGCGUCUGCCCAUCCGCACCCCACGCGCACUGGCGCCGCGCAUGACGUCUUAGGCCCCGGCGUGCUCGAGGCCUCUCCGCAGUCCGCCGCCAAGGCCGCCACUCUGGACACCUCGCAGCUCGCAGCUGCACUGAAGCCCAUGCAAACGGCGACGACAGUUCCUGAUUUCCUGUGA